AUGGAUCCACUAUCAAUGAGUGCCAGAAUUUCUGGAUUAAUAUCCAUUCUCAGUUUUAUUGCUGGAAGGAGUUGCAAAUAUGUAAAAUCAGCUAGGAGAUCUGUUCAAGAAGUAAAGAAGCUUGUUGACGAAAUGACCAAUCUAUACGGUAUUCUUAACCAAUUACGCCUGGUAGUUUCACGGUUUGAUGACGAAUCAAUCCCGUCCAUAACUCAAUCUCAGAAUAUAGAUGCUUGUCGAACACUGCUUAACAAAAUAGAGGAAAGACUAGAUAAAGCUGACCCAAGCCAUCUUAAAAGUCAAAACCGAGUACUCACCGGAAAAAUUUCCACCUUAGGGCGAGCUCUCUACUGGCCUUUCAAUGUCAGUGAGACUAAGGCAUUAAUCGACGACAUUAGGACACAGAAGCCUACCUUUAUGCUUGGUCUACAAGUGGAUGAAAUGAACAUGUUAUUAGAUGCUCUAGGUGAUCGGAAGUCACAAGGACUAGAGAUAGAAGCAAUACACAAAAAGCAGAAGGAAAUUAUCAAAUGGAUAGCGCCAUAUGACCCCAGUCAGAGACAUCAAGAAGUUGCAACGAAACUUCGGCAGCCAGGCACCGGUCAGUGGUUCUUCAAAGGAGACCAAUUCAGUUACUGGUGGAGUUCGAAAGCAUCAAGAUUGUGGCUGUAUGGUAUUCGUUUGGCAUUCUUUUAUUGCGACUACAAAGAUCCACGGACACAUGAUCCUUUGAAUAUUCUGGGAUCUCUAGUUAAACAGCUUGCAUUGGCAGACCGCCGUGGAUUUGCGGAGCUGGAGAAUUAUUGGGUUGAUCAUUGUCCAAAUAAAGACAUUGGCCCCUCGAGUCGAAUAUCUGCAGAGCAGCUUUGUCAUUUGCUUCAAGAUAUUUCACGAUACUUUGACAAUGUUCAUCUGGUUAUUGAUGCUCUAGACGAGUGUGGAGACAGCCGAUCAAAUACUGCACGAAUUCUGGCUAAGCUCAACGCUAGCAAGGAUAGCAAUGUCAAAAUAAUAUUAACCUCACGCCCUGAGCCAGAUAUUGAACAGUACCUGGCAGGUUUUGCAAGAGUCCCCAUUUCAGCACACAGAAAUGACUUGGAACUUUACGUCCAUUCGGAAAUGCAGCGUCGGGAAGAUAAUGAUCUACUAUUUAUCGAGGAUCAAAAGCUCAAAGAAGAGCUUGCACAACGCCUGGUGAACGAAGCACAAGGAAUGUUGUCUGUAAAUCCAUCCGAUAAGAAGAUGGAUCGAGAUGUUAUUCCGGCUAAAAAGAAUAUUCUGAAGAGAUGCAGUAGUCUUGUGAGAAAGACUAGUGAGGGUGGGCCAUUUGACACCCGAAUCGAACUGGCGCAUUUCACCGUUAGGGAAUUUUUAUUACUUAAAGUUCUGGAUGAUCCCUACGCUAGCUACCGCAUGUCACAGGAUUAUCACAACGCUUAA
Molecule: messenger RNA, 1440 nt
Organism: Sclerotinia sclerotiorum 1980 UF-70
Lineage: Eukaryota; Fungi; Ascomycota; Leotiomycetes; Helotiales; Sclerotiniaceae
Exons: 5
Coding region: 1-1440 (479 amino acids)
Source: RefSeq, a predicted model, not a curated record